UUGGAUUGUGACAGGUCAAUCAAGCCCCGAUGCCAAUGACGUUGAUCGUACAGUGGUAACACCGUAUCGCUUGGGUUAUUCGCAUUAUAGUUACUUCUACAUUUAAUGGAAUAUAAUGCUUAAUGUGAAUAAAGACGUCGCCAAGUCUUAUUUUCCGGCUUAGCCAGUGUAGGUUAGCUUUGAAUUCCACAGCCUUGCGGUUGUCGUUUAUUUUGACAGCAGCAUUUCAGGGAGGAGAGUGACGUCUGUCGUACCACGGCAACAGUGGGAGGGGGGGGGGGGCAAUUGGCCACCUUUGUCCCUACUGAGCAAACGAUGAACUGAGCGUCGUCCACUCCACCAAACCCAACGUUUGAGUGUGUGCGCGUGUGGGUGUUUGUGUGUGUCAGAGUUCCUUCAGUGGCAUGCAUGACCGUGUCUGGGGCUAUCUGUGCAAGAGUAAGAGGUCGUAGGUCACACCCACCGAGGGGCCGUUCUCUUCUUGACUGACGCGGCCGUCCGUUUCCGCUGUCCCAAGGCACCAUGGGAAGGAAAAAGAUCCAGAUCCAGCGGAUCACGGAUGAGAGGAACAAGCAGGUGACGUUCACCAAGCGGAAGUUUGGCCUGAUGAAGAAGGCGUACGAGCUGAGCGUGCUGUGCGACUGUGAGAUCGCCCUCAUCAUCUUCAACCACUCCAACAAGCUGUUCCAGUACGCCAGCACCGACAUGGACAAGGUCCUGCUCAAAUACACAGAGUACAACGAGCCGCACGAGAGCCGCACCAACGCCGACAUCAUCGAGACUCUGCGGAAGAAGGGCUUCAAUGGUUGCGACAGCCCCGAGCCCGACGGGGAAGACUCCAUCGAUCAGAGUCCCUUGAACGAUGACAAGUAUCGUAAGACUACCGAAGACCUGGACAUCCUCUUCAAGCGCUACGGACAGUCGACGGCGACUGCCCCCUCAUUCUCCAUGCCCGUGACAGUCCAGGCGUCCAAUCAGAGCCCACUGCAGUUCAGUAACCCGGGUAACACCCUGGUGACCACGUCCUAUGUGACCUCCUCCACUCUCUCCGACACGCACCUCCUGUCGCCACAGCAACCGACGCUCCAAAGGAACACGGUGUCUCCGGGGUUGCCACAGCGACCGGCCAGCGCAGGAGCUCUUCUAGGAGGGGAUCCCAACAAUUCUAACGGCGGAUGUCCAAGUCCAGUCCCUAACGGAUACAACAGUGCCAGGGCCUCCCCGGGCCUCCUCACCGUCUCCAACGGCAACAGUCUGGGGAAAGUAGUUCCGGCCAAGUCCUCGCCGCCGCCCCCUAGCCCCCAGAUAGUGAAUAGCCGCAAGCCAGACCUGCGAGUCAUCACCUCACAGGGUGGGAAGAGCCUCAUGCAGAUGACAGAGGAUGAGCUGGAAUUGGUGAACGAGAACGCCCAGCGGCUAGCCGCGGGGGCCCAACUGGCCCAGACCCUCACCACGCCCGUGGUCUCCGUGGCAACGCCCAGCCUGCUGGCCCAGGGUAUGCCCUUCUCCGCCAUGCCCACCGCGUACAACACAGAAUACCAGCUGACGAGUGCUGACAUCACGGCUCUGCAUGCCCUGGCCUCACCUGGCGGUCUGCUGCCCACUAACGUGACCUGGCAACAGCAGACUGUAUCCCAGCAACAACCACAACAACAGCAGCAGCAGCAGCAGCAACAGCAACAGCAGCAGCAGCUGAGUCUUGCGUCACUCAGCAACCUGGUCAUGUGGGGUAUGGACAAGCAGAGCAGCGAGCUGUCCAGCCAGGUCUCGUCUCUGGCAGCAAAUCUGAGCAUUGGCUCUCCGUCCAACCUGCUGUUGGGUAGAGAUGAGUGGUUGGGCCGGCCCGUCUCCCACAUACCGCAGGGCGCCAUGCUGACCGUCAACACCGCCUCCGGGGUGAGCAUCAAGUCCGAGCCCGUCUCGCCCGGCCGCGACCGCAGCACGCCCUGCCCUCCCCCCGCCUCCACCUCCGCCUCCUCCUCCUCCACCUCCUCCACCUCCAUCCUGUCGGCCCCGCCCCAGUACCCGGGCUCGCUGCUCUGCCUGGAGCCGCCCACGGGGCGCUCCCCCGCCGACAGCGUCAGCAGCAACGCCAGCUCCUACGAGGGCAGCGACCGCGAUGACCCUGCUGCCGCCGCCGCCGCCGCCGCCGCAGGGGCUGGGGGCGGGGGAGGGGGAGGCGAAGGCACGGCGGCGGGCGGCGGCGCAGGGAACGCCGGCCGGGCCCCGCCCCCCGACUUCGGGCAAUCGGCGGAGCUGCUGAGGGCGCAGAGCGAGCAGGAGCAGGAAGGGGGUAACAUCAAGCGCAUGAGGCUGGAUGCCUGGGUCACAUAGAGCAGUGGGGGGUUGGAUUAUGAUCUGCACGCCCUUGAAGACACUUUGCACCACCCGCAAGACACACCCCUGUCUUAAGCCACACCCUCCUUCACUUAUUACCCCUCCCCCUCCCAUCACACAUUUAGCCUCUGUCCAGAAUUGUACCCACUCCGUCCUCUCCGCCACUGCCCCCCCAGACUCCCCUGUCUCUGGGCAACCGUCAAUUGGUGUGGGGCAGGAGACGUGGCAGCCCCCCCCCCCCGUCUCUCCGAGGCAGGGCAUUGGAUAUAGAGUAAGGGACUGCGAAACCUGCUGACCCCAAUGCACCCACCCACCUUUCACACGUAGUCGUUUCUUUCAGUAGAACUGAAUAUUACUGUCGAAUACUUAAUUGCAAAUGUUGAGAAAUGGACUGGAAAAAAUCCCUCAUCUAGGAGCGUGGAUUAGAGUAUAAGUGGUUGUGGAGCGGUGUCUCAGUGGGGUGUCUUCAGCCAGCACGGUCCACGUAAUUGCCGUCACGUACUCCGAUGGGACGGUGGUGGUGGUGGUGGUGGUGGUGGGGGGGGGGUCCGCAUCACGGGAAGCUCACCGAACUGCCCAGUGCCAUGUUCCCACGCACACCGUCUGUGUUCUUCCAGUUGUAUCACUUCCAAGCGCCGCUUUGGAAAAACGACUUUUAGCUCUGGCACACGUGUUUUUUAAUGGGAAGAACCAGCGCAGUGACACGCACUUAGACGAGGGAGAGGGAGGGAGGGAGGGAGGGAGAGAGGGAGAGAGGGAGCCGAGCAAGGCUGCAGAGUGAGAAUAGUUCGGGUUUUUUCAGUCGGCCUGCCACGAUUACCCCCCGUCUCCCAUCGGGGGGCGCUCACACACCCUCCAAGCGGCAUUUCUUGUGGUAAGCCCGCUAGCAGCCAAGGCUACGGGCGCCUCCGACGCGUCCUCACCGAGUGCCAAUAUCAACCACCUCACGGAUGCCAAAUGCCUCUCGUUCCGGUGCAGAGACACUAACGAAUAUAUCGCUCGUCCACGGCCAGGACUAACGCUACUACAUAGAACCAUAGAAGAAGACUUUCUUUCUUUCUUUUUUAUCUGCCCUCCCGCUCUCCUUCUGCGCCAUAUAUUUGUUGCAGAAGACGUCCAAGUGGUCACACUGUUUGGUACCGGGUGGAGACGCCAUCCAGUUAACCGGGAAAAACAAAACAAACACGCCUAGCAUGAGAUGUUUGAGCUGAAGGGGGCGUUCACUAGGGAAAGUAUUAGAUCCCCUCAGUCCAAGUGUACUUGUUCUGUUGGUAUUUUGAAAUCAGUUUUUUGAAGGUCUGUUAGUUGUCAAGAGGUAGGGAUUAUGACUUUGUAUAAAAAUCACUCCUUAUAUAUCCAAAAAAAGCCUUGGUGUUCUAUUUAGCUCUUAGUCCACUCUAGUUCUCCUACGUCGGUGGUUUAAAAAAAGAAAAAAACUAAAAACAGGAAGGAAAAAUGUCAUUUUCUAUAUUUCUACAGCUUCAGUUUGGCAGCAUAAGUGAAUUAGCUCUUCAGCUUGGGCGACGUGUAUGUACAUAUGAAUAUAUUUGCAUAGACUUUGCUAGAUACCCCUAAAAACAAGCAAUGUGUUGAUUCUCAGUGGAUCUGUUUGCAUAUAUGAGUGUGUGAAUUGAAACUUGUUUUUGGUGCAGGGGUAACGCACCACUAGGUAGGGCUGGUGAAUUGAAUUGGUUUCAGUAACCUUUUAUAUGCUAGUGUUGAUGGUGUGUGCACUUCUCCGUCUCUCACACACAGAGGCCUUGAUUGUGGUGUCAUUAUAUUGUUGUUAUUAUUAUUCAUUAUGCCACAUGCAAAAAAAAAAAUCAAAGUCAAAAAGUAACACGAUACUUUAUUAUAACCACCAUGAAUUUGGAUGAUCUCGAGUCACUGGCUUCUAGUAUUUCCUAAAGAGGGAGAGAGAGAGAGAGGAGAGAAAAAAAGCAUACUUUGUGUUGUACCUUAUUAAAUUAUAUCUGAUUAUAAUAACCAGUGAAACUAUUUUACAUGGGACUUUUCUAGAUUACGCCUUUUCACGCAGAAGAGCAUGAGAUUGGCACAUGUGGAGCGUGUCGUAUCCGUAAAAAAGACUUGCCCACACACAUCGUUUUGACUGCAGUUAUGGACGUGGAUGUUUUGUGUAUGCGUUUAUACACACACACACACACACACACACACACACACACACACACACACACACACACACACACACACAUCCCAAAAAGAUAAAAUGAACAAACCCACUCACACCAGUUCAAUAUAGUGUACAUAUUAGUGAUGUUUUGGCAUUGUGGAGGUUGUCAUAAGGAGCUAACGUUUAAGUCAUGUUAUAUUUGUGCAUGUCACGACACGGUGGGAGGUUUUUAAUUGAAGUCUUGUCCAAUGAUCUGACGGAACCGCUUAGUAUCGACCAAUCAGCGGCCUACUAGGAAUCAGGUGUUCUCUUCAGCCGGGACAGGUAGACAUAAUGCUCCAUGAUGUCAUUCCUCAUAUGGGGACGACGUGCUUCAUACACCCACUUACUUUUUAAUCACCUCUGUCUUGUUAAACCCCCCAAAACACACUAUGUUUGUCUUCUAGUUUUACAGGAACUGGUGAUAGACUGAAAUAUGUGGCACCACAUGAAUAGGCUUCAGAAAUCGGCUCUCUGCGGGAUAUGUUCAUGUAUAAAGAGGUCCUGUGUCCAAUCUAGCAAUGUAGUCUCGAGACAAUCUGUAUGAGAAAGGAAUAACCUGCACCCGUUUCUUGUUGUGUACAAUGUUUUGAAAAUCUCACUAUUUUUGGAUUGUUAAUUUGUGCUGGUGACAGUUCCAUUGUCUUUUAUGAUAAUAUAUUGGAGCUUUUAUUUGAGUGCUAUUUUUGGUUUAGGAUAGCCUAAUUAUACUUUUUUUACAUUAUCAGAUUCAUAAACAUAAAGUACUGGUUUCCUUUUUGAAACAACUUGCUGAAAUUGCACGAUCAAUUCUUGUGGUAUUAUCAAAUGCAAUGAAGGAAAUACCAGUUAAAUGCUGCAAUUUGAAUUAAGAUAAAGAAUAUAUUUAUAGAACAGGGCAAACAACCGAAAUUAGUAAUCCAACAAAUAAAAAUGGAAAAACAUCAUGCAUGGGAUUCGAGUAAUGACAAGUUGUGUUACAGUAUGAUAAAGGACAUGCAUCACAUUUGAGUUAUAGAAAAACUCAGAAAAUGUAGCAUAUGAAUACUAAAGAUGAAAUUUAUAGCUAAUAUAUUGUGUUGAGCUAGUCUGCUUUGGGUUUUGUUGUAAAGGAAUAUUUCUUUUUUUUUUGUUGUUUUUUGAGAAUGAUAUACAAUUGUGUAUAUUUUCAUAUACAAAGUAUGCACUGAUAUGUUAUUAAAAUUCUAUACCGCUUUUACAAAAAAAGUGUUUGUUGUACCAAAGUAUCCAAGUCCCUUGAAACCUUAUCCUUUUUGCGUAUGUUUUACCGUAUUUUAUAUAUUAAAUAGACAAACUGAGUGAAAUGGAUUUAAACUGUGUUUUAUUCACUGGUGUAAUGGAAUUUAUUAAAACCUGUUUGUUUAAUAGUC
This is a messenger RNA of Gadus morhua (Atlantic cod), 5877 nucleotides long. Its product is annotated as myocyte-specific enhancer factor 2D homolog. The transcript is spliced from 13 exons. Gene Ontology annotation, biological process: heart development; cell differentiation; positive regulation of transcription by RNA polymerase II. Gene Ontology annotation, molecular function: histone deacetylase binding; protein dimerization activity; RNA polymerase II cis-regulatory region sequence-specific DNA binding. Lineage: Eukaryota; Metazoa; Chordata; Actinopteri; Gadiformes; Gadidae. The coding region runs from base 523 to 2334 and encodes 603 amino acids. The record is from RefSeq and is a predicted model, not a curated record.